This is a messenger RNA of Beta vulgaris subsp. vulgaris (sugar beet), 616 nucleotides long. RefSeq lists its product as uncharacterized. The transcript has a single exon. Bases 38 to 616 code for a protein of 192 amino acids. The record is from RefSeq and is a predicted model, not a curated record. NCBI's taxonomy places the organism in Eukaryota, Viridiplantae, Streptophyta, Magnoliopsida, Caryophyllales, Amaranthaceae.
AGGUGUUCCACUGAAAUAUAUAGAUAUCAUCAAGGAUAUGUAUGAGGGGGCAACUACGAGUGUGCGGACUACGGUGGGGAGGACAGAAGAGUUUCCUAUUACGAUCGGAGUGCAUCAAGGUUCUGCACUUAGUCCCUUUCUCUUUGCUCUAGUCAUGGACGAAAUAACGAGGUCAGUUCAAGAUGAUAUACCAUGGUGUAUGAUGUUUGCGGAUGAUAUUGUGUUGAUUGAUGAGACAAAGGAAGGUGUUGAGAGUAAGUUGGAAUUGUGGAGGCAUACAUUAGAAGCCCGUGGUUUUAGAUUGAGCAGAAGUAAGACGGAGUAUAUGGAGUGCAAGUUCAGUGGGGUUACAAGCAGCGAGGCGGGGGCGGUCACUUUGGAUAGCAAAGUGGUUCAAGGAUCGAACGUCUUCCGUUACCUAGGAUCCAUUCUCCAAAAGGAUGGAGAACUAGAUGGAGACAUGGCGCAUAGAAUUAACGCGGGUUGGUUAAAGUGGAAAAGUGCCACCGGAUUCCUUUGUGAUUCCGGCAUUCCCCAAAGAUUGAAGGGAAAGUUCUACCGCACUGCAAUUAGGCCUGCUUUAAUUUGUUAUAUGGCACCGAAUGUUGGGCGGUGA